AUGGCUAAUGCUACUGAUGCCUCUGCUACCCCAACCACCAUUUCACCUACCCCUUCUUUCAUGAAUACCCUCACUCUUGCCAUGGUUGCUGCUGUCUUCAUUAAGUUGGAUCGAACCAACUAUUCUCUUUGGUUGGCACAAUCUCUACCCAUUUUCAGAAGCCGAGACCUUAUGGGCUUUGUGGAUGGCUAUCAUGAAUGUCCUCCAAAACAUCUCUCUGGUAGCACAACAGUCAACCCCGCCUACACAACAUGGAUUCAGCAGAACCAACUUAUCUUAAGUUGGAUCAACAACUCCUUAUCCCAAUCAGUGCUCUCCACAGUUUCACGUAAUCAGACUUCUCGUUCCACUUGGCUGGCUCUCGAACGUCGAUAUGCCUCGACAUCACAAAACAGGAUUUUGCAUUUGCGCAAUGAGCUGAUACGCACCAUGAAAGGAGACUUGUCUGUCUCGGAUUAUCUUGACAAGAUUGCUGCUCAGGCCCGUGAUACCCCCAUUACAUAUCCCACACUUGAGUCUCUUCUGCUGAAUACUGAAAGGAGAAUGAAUGAUCAUGUUUCUUCUCUCACUGAGUAUGCUCUUGCCGUAGCUGCCUUUGCUGCUAACCGAGGACGUGGUGGUGGCCGUUCUCGGGGAACUGGACGUGGUGGUGUUCUGUCCAAUCGUGGAGUUGUUCCAAAUUCACGAGGUGGUACUGCUCGUGGAUCCUUUACCAACCAGCGAGCUUUUCUUUGA
Prunus armeniaca (apricot) is the source of this 735-nucleotide messenger RNA. NCBI's taxonomy places the organism in Eukaryota, Viridiplantae, Streptophyta, Magnoliopsida, Rosales, Rosaceae. The record is from the annotation of a GenBank genome assembly.